Messenger RNA from Vicia faba (fava bean), 705 nucleotides. The record is from the annotation of a GenBank genome assembly. NCBI's taxonomy places the organism in Eukaryota, Viridiplantae, Streptophyta, Magnoliopsida, Fabales, Fabaceae.
AUGGAAGCAGAGGAAAUCUUGAAGCUUUUUGAUACUUGUUGGUUUGGCCUUCAAAAUUUGAAGCAACAUCAAAGUUCUUUAACAUCAAAAGGUUCUCAUCAAAGCAAAGAAGAAUCAUCAAAAGAAUCGAAGCUUUCUCGAAUUCGAACCAAUCACACAAGGUCCAUGAGUGACGAACUAAACAACAUGACAACUUUCAAACAUGAUGAUGCUGUUUCUCCAAAAUCGUUCCUUUUUGAAACAAAGCUACAAACAAUCCCCUCAGGAAAAGAUGUCACAGACUACAUAGAAGCGGAAAACCAAGCACAGUUGCAGCUUGACGUUUCGCCUAAGAAGAACAUGAUAAGAAAAAGAAGGAGGAAAGGGGAAAGCAAGAGUUUAUCAGACCUUGAGUUUGAGGAGGUAAAAGGGUUCAUGGAUCUUGGUUUUGUUUUCUCCGAGGAAGAUAAAGAUUCAAGCUUGGUUACAAUCAUACCUGGGUUGCAAAGGUUAGGAAAGAAUGAUAAUGGAGAAGAAGAAGAAGAGGAUUCUUCUAUUGAAUCUAUGAUUCAAAGGCCUUACCUUUCUGAAGCAUGGGAGGUUCAGGAAAGGAGAAAGAAAGAGAAGCCUCUGAUGAAUUGGAAAAUUCCUGCUCCUACCAAUGAUGUUGAUAUGAAGUAUAGUCUCAUGUGUUGGGCUCAUAAUGUUGCUUCCACUGUAAAAUGA